Sparassis crispa is the source of this 675-nucleotide messenger RNA. RefSeq lists its product as hypothetical. Lineage: Eukaryota; Fungi; Basidiomycota; Agaricomycetes; Polyporales; Sparassidaceae. The record is from RefSeq and is a predicted model, not a curated record. Gene Ontology annotation, molecular function: protein dimerization activity. The transcript has 6 exons. The coding region runs from base 1 to 675 and encodes 224 amino acids.
AUGACUGGUCAGCUGCGUGACAUUCUGUGGAUUUUCAACGAUGCUACUCUGUACUUCUCUCGUGACACUCCCAACCUGCCCAUGGUCAUACCGGCCAUGGACAUUAUCAAUGAGAAUCUCACUGACAAAUCCCUUGAAGGCUGCUACAAGCCCUGUAUCUACGCUGCAAUCGGCCUUGCAAAGAAGACACUCAACUGGUACUACAACAAGACCAAUCACUCGAAUGUGUACUGGAUCGCAAUGGCCAAGAAGCUAGUGCACAAUGAGUACGAACACCGUGUGGCUGCCCAUCUAGCCUUGAACACUAAUGGUGCUGAGGCAGCCCCUGCUCCUCACAAGCCCUCAGCCAACAUGUUCGACAACCUCCUCAAUAAGAACAUCUCGCAGGCCCCAAAUGAACGCAGUGAGCUAACACGUUAUCUAGCUACGCAGACUGAACAUGUUCACGAUGCACUUGCUUGGUGGUACGUGCACUGCACGGAGUUUUUGCACCUCUUAUGGAUGGCCAUGAGCUAUCUGACAAUUCCGGCGACAUCUGUAGAUGUCAAGUGGCUUUUCAGCAUGGGCCACCUUCUGCUGCCACACAUUCACAACGGGCCAUUGGUGCAUGAUAUCUUAGCUGUUGUGUCUGGUCCUGAGGGUGAGGGGCAAGAUGAAGGGCUUGCAGAGGGAUAG